UCAUUUAGUUUAUGUUUUCUUUUGGUGUUGAUUGCAUAUUUGCACUGUUUACGAGUUAAAAUAUAAAUAAUAAUGGCCCAACCACGUAAUAUCCCACAAUCCAAAGAGGUUCUCUUGAAAUCGUAUAACAUUCGUUUGAAAGAAGACUGUAAAAUUAUGUUGGAAAACUAUUUUGAAAUCAUCAAAUUGGCCAAAGGAGAAAGUGACUCACAACUUUCUAAGGUCACCCAAUGUGAACAGGAUACGUACGAGAUGCAAGUACGGGCAGCAACCAUAGUCCGGGCCGGUGAAUCGUUGAUGAAACUUGUAUCCGAUAUCAAACAAUAUUUGAUUCUGAACGACUUCCAUUCGGUAAACGACGCAAUCACAGCCAAUUCGCAGCUAUUUCGUUCGACACAGUCAGAAUGUGACAAGAAGCUGAUGAAUUUACGUGAGGCAGCCGCCAUCGAUUUGUAUGACUUAGAAGAAGAAUAUUAUACUAGUGAAUUUAAAUGAACAUAUUAAAAGAAAUGAAUCUCAUUGUAAAUAGCUUAAUAUCAAUAAGAACUGGCGAAAAAUGAA
This is a messenger RNA of Contarinia nasturtii (swede midge), 561 nucleotides long. It is a transcript of the gene MED22, whose product is annotated as mediator of RNA polymerase II transcription subunit 22. Gene Ontology annotation, biological process: regulation of transcription by RNA polymerase II. Gene Ontology annotation, molecular function: transcription coregulator activity. Lineage: Eukaryota; Metazoa; Arthropoda; Insecta; Diptera; Cecidomyiidae. The transcript is spliced from 3 exons. The coding region runs from base 73 to 495 and encodes 140 amino acids. The record is from RefSeq and is a predicted model, not a curated record. Gene Ontology annotation, cellular component: mediator complex.